Molecule: messenger RNA, 1950 nt
Organism: Cyphomyrmex costatus
Lineage: Eukaryota; Metazoa; Arthropoda; Insecta; Hymenoptera; Formicidae
Product: glucose dehydrogenase [FAD, quinone]
Exons: 4
Coding region: 1-1914 (637 amino acids)
Molecular function (GO): flavin adenine dinucleotide binding; oxidoreductase activity, acting on CH-OH group of donors
Source: RefSeq, a predicted model, not a curated record
AUGAGCGUCGCGACAAUAAUCGGCACCGCUAUAAAAACAGCCACUGUCCUCCUUGGCGUCGGUAUCGGCAAGAUAACUAUAAUCCCAGUGUUGAUUGCCGCCCUAGCAUACUUCAAUUAUGACCUCAUGGACCCGGAAAAUCAUCCGCGCGUAACGAAGCAAUUGAGGAAAGAUUACGACUUUGUUGUAAUCGGCGGCGGUUCAGCUGGCAGUGUGCUCGUCAAUAGGUUAACUGAGAAUUCUGAUUGGAACGUGCUUUUACUGGAAGCCGGUGGGCAUGAAACCGAAAUAACAGACGUGCCGAUACUUUCUUUAUAUUUACAUAAAAGUAAACUUGAUUGGAAGUAUCGCACGCAGCCGCAAGACACAGCCUGUCAGGCGAUGAAUGAUGGUCGAUGUUGCUGGACUAGAGGCAAGGUUCUUGGAGGAUGCAGCGUUUUAAAUACCAUGCUGUAUAUACGCGGCAACCGACGUGAUUUCGAUGGAUGGGAAAGUUUCGGAAAUCCUGGUUGGGGAUACGAAGACGUAUUACCAUACUUCAAAAAGUCACAAGACCAAAGGAAUCCAUAUUUAGCACGCAAUACAAAAUAUCAUAGUACAGGAGGAUACUUGACGGUGCAGGACAGCCCAUAUCUCACUCCAUUGGGCGUAGCGUUUCUUCAAGCUGGAGAAGAGAUGGGCUACGAUAUUUGUGAUAUUAAUGGUGAACAGCAAACUGGCUUCGCCUUUUUCCAAUUUACAAUGCGGCGAGGCACUAGAUGCAGUACUGCCAAAGCAUUUGUACGACCUAUUCAACUUCGAAAAAAUUUUCAUCUUUCCCUGUGGAGCCAUGUAACUCGAGUGCUGAUAAAUCCUCAGAAUAAAAGAGCGUAUGGUGUAGAGUUUAUCAGAGAGGGUCGUAAGGAAGUAGUGUUCGUCAAGAAAGAGGUGAUUCUUUCGGCCGGUGCCAUUAAUAGUCCACAAUUGUUGAUGUUAUCCGGUGUAGGCUCGCGUCCACAUUUAGAGGAAUUGGGUAUUUCCGUGAUUAAAGACUCGCCCGGAGUCGGACAGAAUCUGCAGGAUCAUAUAGCAGUUGGUGGGCUCAUUUUUCCAAUCGAUUACAAAGUCAGCUUCGUUAUGAAUCGAAUGGUAAAUAUAAACACGGCGUUGAGAUAUGCCAUUACCGAGGAUGGCCCGUUAACAUCCAGCGUUGGUCUCGAGGCAGUCGGUUUUAUUUCGACCAAGUAUGCCAAUCACACCGACGAUUGGCCUGACAUUGAGUUCAUGUUAACAUCCUCAUCAACGACCUCCGACGGCGGUACCCACGUAAAGAACGCUCACGGUUUAACAGACGAAUUCUAUAACGAAGUAUUUAGACAAAUCACCAAUCAUGACGUUUUCGGAAUAUUUCCGAUGAUGCUUAGACCUAAAUCGCGCGGUUAUAUUAGACUGAGAUCCAAGAAUCCUUUACAUUAUCCGCUGCUUUAUCAUAAUUAUCUCACUCAUCCAGAUGACGUGGCAGUGCUUCGCGAAGGUGUCAAGGCGGCUAUCGCCUUUGGCGAGACCAAUAGUAUGAAAAGAUUCGGUUCCAGAUUUCAUAAUAAACCAAUACCUAAUUGCAAGCAUAUUCCACUUUAUACCGACGAGUACUGGAACUGCGUGGUCAGGCAAUAUACCAUGACCAUUUAUCAUAUGAGCGGAACCGCAAAAAUGGGACCAUCCAAUGAUCCAAUGGCGGUCGUGAAUCCAGAACUGAGAGUCUAUGGGGUUGAAGGACUACGGGUAAUUGAUGCAUCUAUCAUGCCCACUAUUACUAGCGGAAAUAUUAAUGCACCAGUCAUAAUGAUAGCAGAAAAAGGUGCUGAUAUGAUAAAGGCAAGGUGGAUACAAUCAUCUCGUUCCAAAAGGGACAAUGUUACUGUUGCUGCUUCUUGAUACGCUGUUCCUAAUCGAUUACAUAAUUACAUAAUG